GCCCAUGCCCAGCCAGCUGCAUCGUCCUUCCUUGCUCCGUGGUCCAUAAAUUGCUACUUCCCCUGCAUUGGGAGGGGGGGCCAAACCCACGCCUUGCCUCUUUGAUCCACUCUCCCGAUCCAUCUUCCGCCCCUCAGAGCCCCAUCCACCAACCAUACGCCAGUGUCGCACCUCCCUGCACAUCAGCCGAGUCUCACCCGGGGAAGGGUUACGGGCCCACAAUUCCUGAGGAUGUAUGCCUCAGGCCGCCCAUGUCCCCAGCCCGCGCCGGGCCAAGUACCAGGUCUCCCUUGGUCAGGGGGGGCUUUGACUGCGGCCCAGCUUGGGAUAAAAAAGGCCACGUUGCCCCAUCCCGUCGACUGGUAAGCACACCUCACCACAGUCACGCUCGCCUCAGUAAUCCCACAAGGCAACAGCCAUAACGCCAGUCAUUCUUUGCUUCCUAGCCUGUUUCCCUCCAUUACAUAUUUAUCAUUUUAUCUGUCUGCCUAGCAUUUGUUGCAAUCUGUCAUUUUGAGCAUCGCCAGCAGAAGAAGCCACAUCUUCAACAGCCAGCCUUGCAUCAGUCAUACAAACCAACCAACCAACCAACCAAAUCCCCACAAUUAUGCUGAGGCCUUAGUUGAUCUCCAGCAUAUCUCCCCCGUCCUAUCUGUGUAAUUGUCCACACCCGACUUCCACUCACCAACCAUACUGCCGACUGUCUGGAGCAUCGAACCCGCAUCUCCACUAUCAACACCACCAUCGACAGACGCAGAACGUCGGACAAUUCCAGUACCGCGAACCACCUGCAGGAUACCAGCCAAACACCCACGGCUACUACCAGCACCUGCCAGCCCAGAACCUCCAGUUUGGGCCGCUUCCGUACUAUCAACCACACACACAGAUCUCCAGACACAUCAACAUGGAGGCCACACCAACACCGUCGCCCCUCGUCAAGAACGAGCCCGUGACCGAGUCUUACCAGAGCCUCUUUGCGGGCGAGUCAACACCAGCGACCAUGGACCCAUCAGCACUCUUCUCGACCCCAGAGCCUGCGGACGAUUCCUUCUCGCCAAGAGACAUGGAGACUCCAGCACCAGAAGACGACUCCGCAGACUCAUCCGACAAGAAGCCCACAAAAAAGAGGAAGUCGUGGGGUCAAGUGCUGCCAGAGCCAAAGACUAACCUGCCUCCAAGGAAGCGGGCCAAGACUGAUGACGAGAAGGAGCAGCGCCGCGUAGAGCGUGUGCUCCGGAACCGCCGGGCAGCCCAGUCCUCCCGGGAGCGAAAGCGACAGGAGACUGAGGCCCUGGCCCAAAAGAACAAAGACCUCGAGGCUACCGUACUAGAGCUUCAGAGGACCAACCUCAUGUUGCAGCAGGAGCUGAAGAAGGUCAGGCCAGACCUGGGCGUCGCUGCUGCUUCACCAAGCAGCAACUCCAUGACCCUGUCUCAGCCCCUCUUCCCCUCCCACGAGAUGAACGGCCUCAUCCAGCCCUCCCAGGCCAGUAUGGACCUGAUCGAGGACCUGGUAAACAAGUCCAACCAGACACCAAAGACCGUCAACCCGGCCUCCAUCUCGCCCGCCCUCACCCCCGUCCCCGAGGAGCUCGAAUUCGAGCCCGCCAAGGAAGAGCUCAACACAGCUGCUCCGCGCGCUGCCGAGGCCUCCCAGACUGCCAUCUCCACCCCGGUGACACAAUAUCCAGCAGCGGUAUUGUGUAAUGACCUGCAGUGUCAACGGUUGGUGGAGAUGUCUCCCUCUGGUCAGGCCUCGACGCAGUCGCUGCACCCAGCGCUGUUCAUGCUCCAGCAACUCCUGCUGGUGGCGUACAGCUCUUCGACAACGCUGCUCUCACUAUGGGAGACGCGUCCGCUGGCGAUGAUCUCGAUGUCUAUGAGAGCCUCCUCGCCUCUUCCCCCCACGCAAGCGAUCUUGACCUCGAUCAUUUCUCUGGUGACCAACUCCAUUUCGAUACCGCCUUUGACGUCAACCAACACUUUGACGUCGACCAGUGGCUCGAGUCCUACGACAACGGAGACGGCGCACUCGACAACCAGCAGCAGCUCUCGCUCCAAGACCCUGCGGCUCCGAACCCUUCGCAAGAUUCUAACCUGCAACCGACAGCUGGCGCGUCCACUUCAGGAUGCGACGCUCGAGGCAUUGCGGUUGAGUCUCACUAGGGCACGCGGUUCCCAAGGGUCCAACGAGCACGAGUCUGCCAGCGGGCUGUCGCCUCUGCUGCCGUCGCCGGAGCGUCUCAUCGCUCUCAUGUGGGCGAUUCGGACCACGGUCAGGAGUAUUGAGAUCAAGGACCAGGUCAAGCAGAUGAGGGAAAGACAACUACAACGGAAGGGAGGACUCGCGGCCGCGGGACCCCGGAACACCAACGCGUCGACCCCUAGAACUACUAUUGUGAUUUCUAAGUCUGACAAGUUAGCCGGGAGUAAAAGGAAAUGGGUUGGUGGAGGUGGUUCUUCCAUCACGGAUGGCGUUCAGGGCAGGAGGUUUCGUGACCGGGCGGCCUAGGCUUACGCCGGACGCUUCGGUGCUUUGACAAUGAUUAUUGAAGUAGAAAUUCUUCAAAUAGGAAUGAAAGACAUCCUACACACC
Diaporthe batatas is the source of this 2596-nucleotide messenger RNA. RefSeq names its product transcription factor HAC1. Gene Ontology annotation, biological process: positive regulation of transcription by RNA polymerase II. Gene Ontology annotation, molecular function: DNA-binding transcription factor activity, RNA polymerase II-specific. Lineage: Eukaryota; Fungi; Ascomycota; Sordariomycetes; Diaporthales; Diaporthaceae. The transcript is spliced from 2 exons. The record is from RefSeq and is a predicted model, not a curated record. The coding region runs from base 905 to 2512 and encodes 535 amino acids.